AAUUAUGCCAGUUCGCUGGCACGUAUGGGGUUUCGGGUUUGCAUACGCAUGUUUUCAUUGCCCGUGGUACUCAAACUCGAAAUGAGUGAUGUCUUUUGAGUGAAACUAUUGUAUGCAUUGCACGUUUGUAAACAAAAAAACAACUAAACAUACACAAGUGACAAGUGUGUGUUACGGUAGUUGAUGGAACGCAUAAUCUAUAAGAAGAAUGGAUUUCGUAGCAGAGCCCGGAUUUUGCUCAGAAUGUGGUUCCAUUUUACCUGAUUUAGGAAGUUCUGGUGGAGUAACGUGUUACACGUGCAAAAAAGAGUAUGGACCUGAAGUUUUUGGUGCAAUGGAAACAUCAUACAUAGUACACUUCAAUAAUCUUGAUGAUUAUGCAGCAGUAAAGGCUAAAAAGAAAGAACAAAAAAUGCAAGAUGAUGAAGCAGCGGGUCCAGUUGUAGAACGAAAGUGCCCAAAAUGUAACAAUGAUAAAAUGUCAUAUACCACUUUGCAGCUUCGAUCUGCAGAUGAAGGGCAAACAAUUUUUUUCACCUGCACAAAAUGCAAAUACAAAGAAACAGAAAAUUCUUAGUCUCACGAAUGUGUUAUUACAGCAGACUGACCCUUUAACUGUGUGGAGCUGGAAGAAAUUAUUUUCUAAAAAUGUUGCAAAAUAAAGUUUUGUGGUAUUGCAACAUUCCAGAACAUUAUAAAAUAGUACCUGACUCAGUGUGUGGAUUGCCAAAGACUGUUCACUCAAUAAGCAAUUAUCUUAUAAGUGUGGCAUACUAAUGCUGUUGUAGAAGUCUUAUUAAAAAUGGAUGUGUUUCGGAA
Molecule: messenger RNA, 819 nt
Organism: Schistocerca cancellata (South American locust)
Lineage: Eukaryota; Metazoa; Arthropoda; Insecta; Orthoptera; Acrididae
Gene: RpI12
Product: DNA-directed RNA polymerase I subunit RPA12
Exons: 3
Coding region: 209-577 (122 amino acids)
Biological process (GO): termination of RNA polymerase I transcription; DNA-templated transcription
Cellular component (GO): RNA polymerase I complex
Molecular function (GO): DNA-directed RNA polymerase activity; zinc ion binding; nucleic acid binding
Source: RefSeq, a predicted model, not a curated record